UUGAAUGAACUGAAAACAUAUUUAUAAUAUUUAUUCUUGGUUUUGGAUUUCAAAGUUUUAAAAAGGGGGCAUCUAUCAAGUUUUGACUUCUUUAAAAACAACAACUUUAAAUCCAGUUUAAAAAAAGGGCUUUCAUUUCACGCAAAAAAUCUUUUGUAUACUAUAUAUCUGUAUACAUAUUUUAAAUUACACUGGAGUUUAACGUUACCAAAUGGAUCACAAUAUUCCGGGACCCUUUCUGUUCAACAACACCCUAAGCCAGCUGAGCACAGACAGCAAGGCCCCCGUGUGCCAGUACUCUGUGCAGAACUCCUUUUACAAGCUGCACCCUUCCUCCUCUCUCCACUGCCAGCUCCAGCCUGGCACCCCCCAUGGCAUCAGCGAUAUCCUGAGCAGGCCGGUGAUGGGGGGCCCCAGCGGGACCCUCCUCUCCGGCUACUCCCACAUGGGGGGCUUUGGGACCGCCCCCACCCCGGGGGUCUACUACAACCGGGACUACGCGCCAUCCAUGGGGGGCUACUCCAAACCCGGAGGCGAGUUCCCAGCCAAGGGGAGGACUGGCGGCUGCUGGAGCGAGGCUGGCUACGACUGGAGGGCAGGCAGGGAGCAGUGUGGCAACACAGGCAGCGGGCAGCUCACAGCCAUGCCCGGCCGGAAGAAGCACACGCGCCCCACGUUCAGCGGGCACCAGAUCUUCGCGCUGGAGAAGACCUUCGAGCAGACCAAGUACCUGGCAGGGCCGGAGCGAGCCCGGCUGGCAUACUCACUGGGCAUGAGCGAGUCACAGGUCAAGGUGUGGUUCCAGAACCGGCGCACCAAGUGGCGCAAGAAGAGCAGCUCCGAACCGAGCUCCACGCAGCGGGCUGGGCCGGACCAGGCGGUGUCGGAGAACGAGGUGGAGGACGACGAGUACAACAAGCCCCUGGACCCCGACGAGGAUGACGAGAAGAUCCGUCUGCUCCUGCGCAAACACCGAGGGGCCUUCUCCGUGCUGCGGCUGGGCCCCCACCACCUCUGAACCCCCUUGAGGACCACAGGGGGGGGGGCACUGCUGCAACCCCAUGUUCAGGAUCUGAACUCCCAAGCCUGGUAGACUCGACUCCCCCACCGCCCUGCUCAAGAGUAAUUUUACUCAGCUUGCAACCUCUGUUAGAUAUCACACUGCUGCCACCACAUGUAAGGUGUUGAUUACUGCACCCUUGCACAGGGGGACAGCGAUUUGAACUCACAACCCCCCGGCUCCAAAGACUACCAGGUGAGCCAAAGGAGCAGCUCCCUCAGCCAAUCUGACCGGAGUUCUUUACAUCAGCCUGGGUGUUUGAAUCCUCUUCCGCCUCCUGCAGCAACACACACUGCACACUGCAGGCUGAGAUCAAACAUGACUUACUUUAAACUGGAGCUGCUGCUUAUAUAGAAGACCUUUGAUUUCAAGACUUUACGACUUCAUAUAAUUUGUUUUUAAGCUACCGAUUUUAGCCACCGUGUACCAGCUUCUUCCAAAGUACCGAACAUUGAGUCUUUUGAUUAAUUGUGAAUUUUGCAUUCACUCUGUUGACGUGUAUGUAAUAUAUAUAGUGCAUUUAAAACCAUGAAACUGAGAAUGUCAAAGAGGAAACCCAUUUGACCACGACAAAGACACAUCUGGGAUAAUACGCACCCAUUCUAGCCCCUGCGUUGCUUCGACCCCCCGGCGUGCUGAUUGAUCACGUUGCAUUGAUACUGAUUAUCCGUCGGGAUGAUCCCGGCGCUUUCACAGACGCUUUCCCGGUUUCGAAAUGAUGAGAAUAUUCAAACAGCUGAAGCAAUAAAACCCGGCCGACUGAGAACUCUGAUUUUAAAUGUAACAAACUGUAGAUUGUGUAUGUAAUAAACUCUUCAAGCUCCUCUGACGAAAUUAAACAGGCAUCUUCAAGCACGUUUGUAAAUGAGCUGCACUGCUGUCAUUCAGAUCACACUGAGAGAACCGCCUUAAGAAUCUUUCAGCCGUGCUUUGAAUUUAAAUCACGGGAGAUCCGGGCGUCGUCCCCCAGUGUGUGUGUGUGUGCGCCAUUUAUUUAUUUGUAUUUUUUUUUAUAUAUAAAUAAAAAAAUGUUUUCUGCAACAUCAAAAGAAAGCUGUAAGGUGGACGGCCACACAGACACCCCUGUUUUUCUUAAGCAUGUGUUGAAAUGUUGCAGUUCACCUAAUCUCAUUUUAAUUGUGUAAUAAAUGAUGGACAACUGAUACCCAUCAAGCCAAUUUCUUUAUUUCUUUUACCCAUUGACGCAAGGAAUGGAAAAUACAACAGCAAACCUAUUUGGUUGCAAUGAAAUGCAUAU
Molecule: messenger RNA, 2318 nt
Organism: Acipenser ruthenus (sterlet)
Lineage: Eukaryota; Metazoa; Chordata; Actinopteri; Acipenseriformes; Acipenseridae
Product: homeobox protein Nkx-6.3-like
Exons: 3
Coding region: 212-1018 (268 amino acids)
Biological process (GO): regulation of transcription by RNA polymerase II; cell differentiation
Cellular component (GO): nucleus
Molecular function (GO): DNA-binding transcription factor activity, RNA polymerase II-specific; RNA polymerase II cis-regulatory region sequence-specific DNA binding
Source: RefSeq, a predicted model, not a curated record